AUGGGUAUUUUCAAGCGGAAGAUCACUGUUGAGGACAAUGCCGUCACAUCAGCAAUUCACUUGACUCUACGACAGUCUCUACUCCCAAAUGCAUUAGUUAUGAUCCUCUUUUUUCUCUGGGGGUUCGCGUACGGACUGCUGGAUGUUCUAAACUCGCAUUUCCAAACAACCCUCAAUAUCACCGCUAGCAAGUCCAGUGGCCUACAAGCCUCAUACUUUGGUGCCUACUUCAUCUGUCCACUAACCAUAUCCGGUUGGAUUGCCCGCAAAUAUGGAUUCCGAGUUACUUUCAUGACUGGCCUCGCUGUGCUAGCUGUUGGGUGUCUUCUCUUCUGGCCUAGUGGUGUGAAAAAGUCAUUUGGUGGAUUUUGUGGUAGCAUGUUUGUUGUUGGUGCUGGGUUAUCCACACUGGAGACCGCAGCUGAUCCCUUCCUCUCAAUCUGCGGACCCCCAAAAUAUAGCGAGAUCCGUCUGAACCUUGGACAAGCCGUCCAGGGAGUUGGAACCUUCGUUGCGCCUCUCCUUGCCUCUCGCGUCUUCUUUGCCAACACUGUGGACGACAAUGCCGGACUGAAGAAUGUACAAUGGACAUACCUUGGGGUGGCCUGCUUUGUCGCUCUGCUUAUCAUUCUCUUCUGGUUAGCCCCCUUCCCCGAGAUCACAGAUGCAGAUCAGGAAGCACUGGAAGCACAGAUCUCCGAGCAUGGUGAAGACACCGGCCCAUUCAAAAAGCAAUAUAAUCUGUUCUUCGGCGUGUGGAGUCAAUUCUGCUAUGUGGGAGCGCAAGUGGCCGUCGCUGGUUAUUUUAUCAACUUUUGCAAAGAAGCUGGCAAAACCUCUGCAGAAUCAUCCGACUUGCUUGCCAUUGCGCAGGGCCUCUACGCUUUCAACCGUUUUGUGGCUACUGGAUUGAUGAUGAUGAAAGCUUUCAAACCUCGGUAUAUGCUGACGGUAUACUUAAUCCUCUGCUGCGUCUUCUCGAUAGCUGCCAUGACCACAAAGGGCUAUACCUCAGUGGCGAUGAUUAUCCUUGUUCUGUGUUUUGAGUCGUGCUGCUUUGCAACCAUUUUCUCUCUAGCUCUUCGUGGCCUUGGUCGUCACACCAAGCGUGGUGGCUCCCUGCUUGUUGCAGCCAUCUCAGGUGGCAUGGUCUUUCCUCCUAUGAUGGGGGCUAUUGUGACAAACAAGAAUGCUCACAUUGCCAUGGCAAUCCCAAUGAUGGGCUUUGUGCUCGCAUUAGCCUUUCCCGUUUACGUGAACGUCUUCAAUAAAGAUGUCAUGGACAGCCACCGAAACACUGAGCUUAAUGUGACGAUUUCUGUGGGGAAAGAUAUUGCUCUAGAGGAGGGUCCUCAAAGUAAGCCUACGACUGCAACGAUCGAGACAGCCGAGGAAACAAGAGCGAUUUCUUGA
Messenger RNA from Penicillium samsonianum, 1413 nucleotides. Its product is annotated as Major facilitator superfamily domain general substrate transporter. Gene Ontology annotation, biological process: transmembrane transport. NCBI's taxonomy places the organism in Eukaryota, Fungi, Ascomycota, Eurotiomycetes, Eurotiales, Aspergillaceae. The transcript is spliced from 7 exons. Gene Ontology annotation, molecular function: transmembrane transporter activity. The record is from RefSeq and is a predicted model, not a curated record. Bases 1 to 1413 code for a protein of 470 amino acids.